AUGGACGUAGUCGCCGCGGUAUCGGGAUACAUCUCCAAGAUGGUCACCGCGGGCGAUUCAACGGCUCCGGGCUCUUCAUCCUCCGCCAAAAUGAAGAUUUUGCUUCUUGACAGUGAGACAGUGCCCAUUGUCUCGACCGCCAUCACCCAGUCCGCACUUUUGAACCAUGAGGUUUAUCUCAUUGAUCGGCUCGACAAUGCGUCUCGAGAACGAAUGCGACAUUUGCGAUGCCUCUGCUUCGUACGACCAUCUCCCACUUCCAUUCAGUUCCUGAUCGAUGAACUCCGAGAACCCAAGUAUGGCGAAUACUAUAUAUACCUCAGCAAUAUCAUCCGCAAAUCCUCGCUUGAAAGGCUCGCCGAAGCUGACUCCCACGAAGUCGUUCGUGUUGUUCAGGAGCACUUCGCCGACUUCCUUGUAAUCAAUCCGGAUCUCUGUUCCCUUAACCUAGGAUACCCCCAGCAGCGCCUCUGGAGCCAGUCGCCUGACUUGUGGAACCCAGAUGCGUUACAGAGGGCCACGGAAGGAGUUAUCGCCGUACUGUUGUCCCUGAAAAAGCACCCGUUAAUUCGCUACGAGAAGAACAGCUUGAUGGCUAAGAAGCUGGCCACCGAGGUUCGGUAUCAGUUAACGCAAGAGGAACAGCUCUUCAACUUUCGCAAGACGGAUACCCCACCAAUUUUAUUAAUCUUGGACCGUCGGGAUGACCCCAUUACGCCACUCCUCACACAAUGGACCUAUCAGGCGAUGGUGCAUGAAUUGAUGGGCAUCCACAAUGGCCGAGUGGAUCUUCGAGAUGUCCCGGAGAUCCGACCCGAGUUACGGGAAAUUGUUCUGUCCCAAGACCAAGAUCCGUUCUUUAAGAAGAACAUGUAUCAGAAUUUUGGUGACUUGGGGCAGAACAUCAAGGAAUAUGUCGAACAAUAUCAAGCCAAGACUCACAGCACAAUGAACAUCGAGUCAAUUGCAGACAUGAAACGUUUCGUUGAAGACUACCCCGAGUUUCGGAAGCUCUCCGGGAACGUCAGCAAGCAUGUUACUUUGGUUGGUGAGUUGAGUAGACGUGUAGGUGAAGAGGAUCUUCUCGAUGUGAGUGAAUUGGAACAGAGCUUGGCUUGUAAUGACAACCAUGCGAAUGACCUCAAGAAUCUUCAAAGACUCAUACAAUUAUCCAAAGUGACGGCUGAGAGCAAAUUACGACUAGUGGCAUUAUAUGCCAUUCGGUAUGAAAAGCAGCCAAAUAAUGCUCUGCCAAUCCUUCUUGACUUGCUGGUGACUGCGGGUGAUGUUCCUUCGUACAAAGUCAACAUUAUCCCUAAGUUACUCGCCUAUCACCAUUCCCUACAGGCGCCUCCUGUUGCUGGUGGCUUUUCAGACUUGUUCGAGUCGACCUCCUUGUUCUCCGGUGCACGGGAUCGUUUCAAGGGAUUAAAAGGUGUAGAGAACGUCUACACGCAACACUCUCCCAGGUUAGAAGCCACUCUUCAGAACUUGAUCAAAGGUCGAUUGCGGGAACUACAAUAUCCUUUUCUUGAAGGUGGGGGCCAUACUCGGGAUAAGCCUCAAGACAUUAUUAUCUUUAUGGUUGGUGGCGCAACCUAUGAAGAAGCCAAAAUGGUCGCCCAAGUCAACGCUAGUUCGCCUGGUGUGCGGGUUGUUCUGGGUGGCACAGCCAUCCACAAUAGCACAAGCUUCUUGGAAGAAGUCAAUGAUGCUGUGAGCGGCUGGCCUGAGCCCGGUCCCUCGACUGCCGCUGGACGGCUGCAGAGGGCAAUUGGGCAUUAGCCAUAGACUUGGCGGUCGUCUCAGUAAUAUAUCCAUUUUCAUUUCAUUUCUUUUCUUUUCUUUGUUUCUCCCUUCAAAUUCUUCUUUGACUGCUACAAUGCACUACGUAUCCUUGUCUUAUUACUGUGGGAAUCUGGCAGUCAAGAUCUGGUAACCAUACAGCUGAGCUAGGAUGUCAUGGUGAGAAGAAUCAUGACAAAGAAAACCAAGUAUCUGAGAUAGUUGCGUCUACCUGGAAUAAGGUCAAUGUGAUGAACCUGCAAUGCUAG
Aspergillus saccharolyticus JOP 1030-1 is the source of this 2054-nucleotide messenger RNA. Its product is annotated as Sec1 family protein. The record is from RefSeq and is a predicted model, not a curated record. The transcript has 3 exons. Gene Ontology annotation, cellular component: Golgi membrane. Lineage: Eukaryota; Fungi; Ascomycota; Eurotiomycetes; Eurotiales; Aspergillaceae. Gene Ontology annotation, biological process: vesicle-mediated transport; intracellular protein transport. The coding region runs from base 1 to 1785 and encodes 594 amino acids.